Messenger RNA from Nanorana parkeri, 2591 nucleotides. RefSeq names its product transcription initiation factor TFIID subunit 1-like. Gene Ontology annotation, biological process: transcription by RNA polymerase II; RNA polymerase II preinitiation complex assembly. The record is from RefSeq and is a predicted model, not a curated record. Gene Ontology annotation, cellular component: transcription factor TFIID complex. The transcript has 17 exons. The annotation marks the transcript as partial. Lineage: Eukaryota; Metazoa; Chordata; Amphibia; Anura; Dicroglossidae. Gene Ontology annotation, molecular function: RNA polymerase II general transcription initiation factor activity; histone acetyltransferase activity; TBP-class protein binding.
UGCGUUCCACGGAGCGGAAGUUCCGGUUUGUGGCCUCGGUGAUGUCGGACUCGGAGAGUGAUGAGGAGAGGCCGUUCUCUCUGGCCGGGUUCUUGUUCGGGAAUAUUAAUGAGGACGGACAGCUGGAGGAUGACUGUGUGCUGGACAAGGAGUCGAAGAAGCACCUGGCGGGGUUGGGGGCGCUCGGCCUGGGAAGUCUCAUCACUGAGAUCACAUCCAGUGUAGAUGACGCGCCGGAGACGGACGGGAUCAGCCUGGACGAGGACGGAUGGGUGAAGAGUACGGAUGACGCCAUCGAUUACUCGGACAUCAAUGAAGUGGCUGAAGAUGAGUCUCGGCGGUACAGACAGGCGAUGGGAAGUCUCAGCCUCUCUCGGAGGACGGAUGACGAUGAUGACGAUUACGACGCCGAUUGCGAAGACAUCGAUUCCAAGCUCAUGCCGCCUCCCCCUCCCCCACCGGUGUCGGGCAAAAGGGACGAUGACAAAGGGCCGCCAUCUGCAGCCCCCGAGGAUGGAGAUGGGAUCAUAUUGCCGUCCAUCAUCGCCCCGUCAUCGGCCAGUGUGGACAAGGUGGACUUCAGCAGUUCCUCGGAUUCGGAGUCUGAGAUCGGCCCCCAGGAGCGCGGGCAGGGUGACGGCAAGGAGCGCAUGCUGACCUUACCACUGGCCGGGAUCAUGCAGAGAGACGCCACCAAACAGUUGCCCAACGUCACCGAGCUCUUCCCCGAAUUCAGACCCGGAAAGGUCUUGCGCUUCCUCCGGCUCUUUGGCCCCGGGAAGAACGUGCUGUCAGUUUGGCGCAGCGCUCGCAGGAAGAGAAGGAAGAAGCACCGGGAGCUGACGCAGGAGACGCAGGGUAAAGAAGAAGAAGUGGAGGCGGCAACAGAGAAGAAAUCCUGCUGGGAGUAUGAACACGCACCCCCUCCCCCGCCUGAGCAGUGCCUCUCCGAUGAUGAGAUCACAAUGAUGGCUCCCGUGGAGUCCAAGUUCCUUCAGUCCUCUGGAGACACGGAUAAGGUGGCCGACACAAAGCCGAAAAUUGCAGAAUGGCGCUACGGCCCGGCACAGCUCUGGUACGAUAUGCUCGGCGUGUCCGAAGAUGGCGGCGAAUUCGACUACGGCUUUAAACUGAAGGAAGAAAAGGACGAGGAUGAGGAGGAUGAGGAUGAAGUGAUGGAAAAGGUGAGGAGUUCUGUGUCUCCUGUCCCGAAAACGGAGUCCACGGAGGAGACCACGGACCGCCAGUUCCAGGAUGAACACUUCUUGAUGGUGACGCAGCUCCAGUGGGAGGACGAUGUCAUCUGGAACGGUGAAGACGUCAAGCACAAGGUCACCAAGACGCAGAGGGCUAGCCUGGCCGGCUGGCUUCCUUCCAGCAUGACCAGAAACGCCACAGCGUACAACGCCCAGCAAGGACUGAGCCGGACUGGAUCACUGCUAAACCUUCCAACACCCCUUGUACAAAAACCAAGUCUGUCCGGUGCCCUCAUCUCUUCAAAAGGGAAAGAGAAGCAUCCACCCGAACAGCAAGCAUCCAUAGAAGAGGACCGCCCGUGGUUUUCCAUUUUUCCUAUUGACAAUGAAGAGCUGGUCUAUGGACGCUGGGAAGACAACAUCAUCUGGGAUGACCAAGCCAUGGACAGAAUAUUGGACCCUCCGGUGCUGACUCUGGAUCCCAACGAUGAGAAUAUUAUCUUAGAAAUCCCGGAUGAGAAGGAGGAAACCACCUCAAAUUCCCCUUCCAAAGAAAGCAAAAAGGAGUCGUCCUUGAAGAAAAGUCGAAUCCUGCUGGGUAAAACGGGUGUCAUCAAAGAGGAGCCGCAGCAGAACAUGUCCCAGCCGGAGGUGAAGGACCCCUGGAACCUGUCCAAUGAUGAGUUUUACUACCCUAAGCAGCAGGGCUUGCGGGGAACAUUCGGAGGAAACAUAAUCCAGCACUCUAUCCCGGCAGUGGAGCUCAGGCAGCCAUUCUUCCCCACACACAUGGGAUCCAUGAAGCUCAGACAGUUCCAUCGUCCUCCAUUGAAGAAAUACUCGUUUGGAGCUCUGUCCCAGCCAGGACCGCACUCAGUCCAGCCGCUGCUGAAACACAUCAAGAAGAAGGCCAAAAUGAGGGAACAGGAGCGUCAGGCGUCGGGAGGCGGGGAGAUGUUUUUCAUGCGCACCUCACAAGAUCUUACCGGCAAGGACGGGGACCUCAUUCUGGCCGAGUACAGCGAAGAAAAUCCGCCAUUAACCAUGCAAGUCGGCAUGGCAACCAAGAUAAAAAACUACUACAAAAGGAAACCAGGCAAAGACCCCGGAGCCCCGGACUGCAAAUACGGGGAGACGGUGUACUGUCACACGUCGCCAUUCCUCGGCUCCCUGCACCCCGGACAGUUAUUACAGGCUUUUGAAAACAAUCUUUUUAGGUCCCCAAUAUAUCUGCACAAGAUGCCUGAAACGGACUUCCUGAUUAUUCGUACCCGUCAAGGCUACUACAUCCGUGACCUGGUGGAUAUCUUCGUGGUGGGUCAACAGUGUCCCCUCUUUGAAGUUCCCGGACCCAAUUCUAAGCGGGCGAACACCCACAUCCGAGACUUCCUGCAG